AUGGACGAGCAACAGUUUGUUCAGCUGCUCCAGAGCCUGCUGCAGCCUGACACGGAUGUUGUCAAGAACGCCACGGCUGCUCUGAACAAGAAUUACUACAACUCGCCUGCUUCUCUCAACGCCCUGCUGCAGGUGCUUUGCGGGCACCCCGACAAUGGCCUGAAACAGCUCGCUGCCGUCGAGGCCAGGAAGCUCGUUGUCAAGCACUGGGCUGCGCUGCCUGACGACCAAAAGACCUCCCUCCGCAACCAGCUGCUGCAGUACACAUUGAACGAGGAGUCCAAGCUGACCAGGCACUCCGCCUCGCGUGUCGUCGCGGCGAUCGCUGCGCAGGACUUUGAGGAUGGACAGUGGGCUGACCUGCCCGGCCACCUGCACCAGGCCGCCACCAGCUCCACCGCACGACACAGGGAGGUUGGCACAUUCAUCAUCUGGACCACACUUGAGCAGACUGGUGACGCCUUUCCUGGCAAGCAGUCCGACCUCUAUGGCCUUUUCAGCAAGACCAUCCAGGACCCAGAGAGCGCCGAUGUCAGGAUCAACACUUUAAUCGGUUUGAGCCGCAUGGCUAUGCUGCUUGAGCCCGAGGAGGACCCCAAGUCCCUCACUGCCUUCCAGCAGGCUAUCCCCGCCAUGGUUGCUGUUCUCAAGCAGACCGUCGACGAAGGCGACGAGGAGCACGCCAUGCAGGCCUUCGAGGUCUUCCAGACUCUGCUCGGCUGUGAAUCCGCCCUUCUCCAGAAGCACUUUGGCGAUCUUGUCAGGUUCAUGCUCGAGCUCUCCGCCUCCACCGAGGUCGAGGACGACUACCGUUCCCAGUCGCUCGCAUUCCUGAUGCAGUGCGUCCGCUACAGGAAACUCAAGGUUCAGGCUCUCAAGAUUGGUGAGGAGCUUACCUUGAAGGCGCUGCACAUCGUCACUGAGCUUGGCGAUCUCUCCAGUGAAGACGAGGAUGUCACGCCUGCUCGUUCUGCCCUCGGACUGCUUGACAUUCUCGCCUCCAGCCUUCCCCCAAGCCAGGUUGUCAUUCCUCUUCUCAAGAACCUCGGCAACUACUUCUCCUCCCAGAACCCUGACUACCGCCAGGCCGGUAUUCUGGCGCUGGGUAUGUGCGUUGAGGGUGCGCCCGACUUCAUCGCCACUCAGCUCCACGAGAUCCUGCCCAUGGUCCUGCACCUCCUCGAGGACCCCGAGAUCAAGGUCCGCGCUGCUGCCCUUAACGGUAUUGCUCGCUUAGCCGAUGACCUUGCUGAAGACGUUGGCAAGGAGCACGCCAAGCUCAUCCCUGCCAUGAUCAAGAACUUUGAUCUUGCCGUCCAGAAUGCACCAAGUGCCGACGAUGAGCGCACCCUUGCCAUCGUCCGUGGCAGCUGUCAUGCCAUCGACUCUCUCAUCGAGGGCCUUGACCCCGAGGAUGCUGGCAAGUACGUUCCCGAGUUGGUUCCCCGCUUCAGCAAGCUCUUCCACCACGAGGAUCUGAAGGCCAAGAGCGCUGCCAUUGGUGCUGUUGGCUCCAUUGCUUCUGCUGCCGAGAAGGCCUUCUUGCCUUUCUUCCAGCAGACCAUGAACGAGCUGUCUCCCUACGUCAGGAUCAAGGACAGCCAGGAUGAGUUGGAUCUUCGUGGCGUCACAUGCGAUUCUAUGGGCAAGAUCGCCUCGGCCGUUGGCCCUGAGCCCUUUGAGCCCUACGUUCUGCCACUGAUGGAGGCUUCUGAGGAGGCACUUCAUCUCGACCACCCUCGCCUGCGCGAGACCAGCUACAUCCUCUGGAGCACCAUGGCCAAGGUCUACGAGGAGGGCUUCGCCAAGUAUCUCCCGGGUGCGAUCAAGGGUCUCAACGAGUGCCUUGACCAGGAUGAGACAGGUACCGAUGUUGAGCUUGGCGAGCACGCCAGCGAGCUUGUUGGCCAAGAGGUCAUCAUCGAAGGCCAGAAGGUCAAGGUCAUGUCUGCAGGUGAAGAUGAUGACGAUGACUACAGCGACCUGAACGACGCCAUGGCCGAUGACGACGACUGGGACGACCUUGAGGGAGUCACUGCUGUUGCUAUGGAGAAGGAGAUUGCCGCCGAGGUUUACGGCGACAUCAUCACCCACACCCGUCGCGAGUACAUCCCCUACCUUGAGGAGACCGUCACCAAGCUUCUGGAGCUUGUCGAUCACUCGUACGAGGGUAUCCGUAAGGCUGCUCUUGGCACACUCUGGCGCACCUUCGCCUGCCUCUUCGGCAUGGCUGAGGGCGACGGCAUGGCCAAGUGGGUACCUGGCCUUCCUCUCAAGGUCGAGCCCCCUGCGGAGCUGAAGAAGCUCGGCAAUCUUGUCAUGACUGCCACCAUGGCUACUUGGCAAGAUGAGAUGGACCGGGGCACUGUCACCGACAUCAACCGCGAUGUUGCUGCCACUCUCAAGCUUUGCGGUCCUGCCGUCCUGAUGACCGAGAACGGCACUGUCGUUCCUGACCUGUGCCAGCAGUUGCUUGCCGUCAUCACCAAGCGCCACCCCUGUCAGCAGGAUCUUGGUGACGAGGCCGACGAGGAUAUCCUUGACGAAUCCUCUGAGUACGACUGGUUGGUCAUUGAGACUGCUAUGGAGGUCGUUACUUGCCUUGCCGUCGCUCUUGGCGGACAGUUCUCCGAACUCUGGAAGAUGUUCGAGAAGCCCAUCAUGAAGUACGCAAGCAGCCAGGAGUCCACGGAGCGCAGCGCAGCUGUUGGUACCAUCGCUGAAUGCGUUGGAAACAUGGGCGAGGGCUGCACGCAGUACUCGACUGGUCUGCUCAAGCUUUUGCUCCACCGUCUCUCUGACGAGGACCCGGAGACCAAAUCCAACGCUGUGUACGGCAUGGGUCUCCUGUGCGAGGCAACUGCCAACGACGACGAGAUCGUCAAGAAUCUCCCUACCAUCUUCUCCAAGAUUGAGCCCCUUCUUGACGCUCAGGACCAGGCUCGGCUGUUGGACAACACUGCUGGGUGCGUCAGUCGGUUCAUCUCCAAGCACACGGACAGGCUCCCCGUCUCGGAGGUUCUCCCUCGCCUCGUCCAGCUCUUGCCUCUCCGUGAGGACUACGAGGAGAACAAGCCUGUGUUCGGCAUGAUUGUCAAGCUGUACCAGAGGAACGACGCUACCGUACAGCAGCUCACGCCCAGGCUCAUGCCCAUCUUCGAGCAAGCGUUGAGCUCUGAGGAUCAGCUGGAGGACGAGACACGCGCGCAGCUCACUGAGCUUGUUCAGUACCUGCGCAGCAAGUAG
Ascochyta rabiei is the source of this 3246-nucleotide messenger RNA. RefSeq lists its product as uncharacterized. Gene Ontology annotation, cellular component: cytoplasm; nucleus. The transcript has 3 exons. NCBI's taxonomy places the organism in Eukaryota, Fungi, Ascomycota, Dothideomycetes, Pleosporales, Didymellaceae. The coding region runs from base 1 to 3246 and encodes 1081 amino acids. The record is from RefSeq and is a predicted model, not a curated record. Gene Ontology annotation, biological process: protein import into nucleus. Gene Ontology annotation, molecular function: nuclear import signal receptor activity; small GTPase binding.